AUGAUUCAACCUCAGACCCAUUUAAAUGUAGCGGAUAACAGCGGGGCUCGAGAAUUGAUGUGUAUUCGAAUCAUAGGAGCUAGCAAUCGUCGAUAUGCUCAUAUUGGUGACGUUAUUGUUGCUGUGAUCAAAGAAGCAGUACCAAAUAUGCCCCUAGAAAGAUCAGAAAUAGUUAGAGCUGUAAUUGUGCGUACCUGUAAAGAACUCAAACGUGACAACGGGAUGAUAAUACGAUAUGAUGACAAUGCUGCAGUUGUUAUUGAUCAAGAAGGAAAUCCAAAAGGAACUCGAAUUUUUGGUGCAAUCGCCCGGGAAUUGAGAGAAUUAAAUUUUACUAAAAUAGUUUCAUUAGCUCCCGAGGAAGAAUCCGACAUAGUUUUAUACGGAUACUGCCAGGAGAUAGAGUCAAAAUUGAAGUAA
Lycium barbarum (goji berry) is the source of this 420-nucleotide messenger RNA. Its product is annotated as large ribosomal subunit protein uL14c. Lineage: Eukaryota; Viridiplantae; Streptophyta; Magnoliopsida; Solanales; Solanaceae. Gene Ontology annotation, molecular function: structural constituent of ribosome; large ribosomal subunit rRNA binding. The transcript has 2 exons. Gene Ontology annotation, cellular component: cytosolic large ribosomal subunit; ribosome. The coding region runs from base 1 to 420 and encodes 139 amino acids. Gene Ontology annotation, biological process: translation. The record is from RefSeq and is a predicted model, not a curated record.